This is a messenger RNA of Osmerus eperlanus (European smelt), 4564 nucleotides long. RefSeq names its product Krueppel-like factor 7. Gene Ontology annotation, biological process: regulation of transcription by RNA polymerase II. NCBI's taxonomy places the organism in Eukaryota, Metazoa, Chordata, Actinopteri, Osmeriformes, Osmeridae. The coding region runs from base 321 to 1232 and encodes 303 amino acids. The record is from RefSeq and is a predicted model, not a curated record. The transcript has 4 exons. Gene Ontology annotation, molecular function: RNA polymerase II cis-regulatory region sequence-specific DNA binding; DNA-binding transcription factor activity, RNA polymerase II-specific.
UGUCUAUUUGCCUGCUGAAACUGGGCACGGGGAAAAAAACACAUCGUGGAGCAGAGAAAGGUUCAAACCUGGCAAUACGGAUACACAUGGAGCCUCUACCAGCGCAACUUCCCAUCUGUCCUCUACUUUAAAUGAUACGCUUCUGCAUAUAGUGUAGAAAUAGUCAUACUUUCUGAAUUCAUCUGCUGACCUUUUUUCACGUGUGUGUAUUUCCUCAUUUGGACCAAAAUUAACAUGGAUUUAGUAAUCUGAUAAAGUAUAGGGGGACUCAUUUUUUUCGUGGAACUGUCUUUUAUCUGCAUCACAUAAAGAGCAUCACCAUGGACGUUUUGGCGAACCAUAGUAUUUUUCAGGAACUUCAGCUCGUGCACGAUACCGGCUACUUCUCCGCGAUGCCCUCGCUGGAGGAGAACUGGCAGCAGACGUGUCUGGAGCUGGAGCGCUACCUGCAGACGGAGCCCAGACGCCUGUCCCAGUUCUUCGACCAGGAGCUGGACUGCCUGCUGACCCCGGCCUACCUGAAGGAGGACAGCGAAGAGGAGCUGAUGGACCCCCUCCUCCCCAGCCUCCCCGAGGAGCCCCCCAGCCCCCCGCCCCUCCUCUGCCCCUCCCGGAAGCACCUCUCUCCCUCCUCCGGACCCAGGAAACCAAGGCCCGGGGCCGGGGACCGGACGGGGGCGGGAGGGGGUGGGGUCCACCAGGCUCAGCUGAGCGCCGUCACCUCCCUGACGCCCCCGUCGUCCCCGGAACUGGGCCCGCACCUGGCCAAGCCCACCCACACCCUGAGGGCCUCGGCCGACGGCACCCUCACCCUCAAACUGGUGGCCCGGAAGAUAGGCCUCAGCGCAGCCAGGCUGGUGGCCGCCCACGCGCUCCCCCUGCCGGGCCGGCACGCCGGGGGGAACCCCGAGGAGGACGAGCCGGGCGCCACCUGCGUGAUCGGGGUGGGGGACAUUCCCGAGAACAAGAAGAGGGUCCAUCGCUGCCAGUUCAACGGCUGCAGGAAGGUUUACACCAAGAGCUCCCAUCUGAAGGCGCACCAAAGGACACACACAGGUGAGAAGCCCUACAAGUGUUCGUGGGAAGGCUGCGAGUGGCGAUUUGCCAGGAGCGAUGAGUUGACGAGGCACUACCGCAAACACACCGGCGCUAAGCCUUUCAAGUGUAACCACUGUGACAGAUGUUUCUCCCGGUCAGACCACUUGGCACUACACAUGAAGAGGCACAUCUGAGGAGGAGGAGGAACAGGAGAGGGAAAGGAGGAUAAGAGGAGAGGAAGAGGAGGACAAGGCGGGAGGAAAACAAGAUGGCUACUCGCCAUGCUCCGAGACGUGGAGAGGCGGGAGGGCCGGAACGGAAGCCUGGUCUCGUCAGGUGGCGGGAGAGGCUGCACGCAGCAGCGUCGUCACAUGGAACAGAGAUGUGUAGAUUUGUGUACAGACAAAACCGCCCAUGACUGUCCUGGUGUCCUGGAAAUGUGACCUAGCCAGGUCUUUAUGCCCCAGUUAUUCAGUGCCACAACACCGACUGCCCCCUGGGAUGUGUGUGACUGGGACGUCAGGGAGAUCUGCACCCUCUUGUCAUCUGUCAUGCUCCUGAAGGUUACCUCUCACAAGGAACUACUACCAGCAACCACGAGGUGACUCUAUCAAUCCAACCAGGUGUCUUUCUUAACGACAGGUCACAUUGUACAGACACGGUGACAAGCCCUUAGCAGACGCUUCGCGGUGUGAUUACGUAUGACAUUCACAAACUUGCCCUUCUCCCCCUCCAUCGCUUGUCCCGUCUCUCUCUCUCUCUCUCUCUCUCUCUCUCUCUCUCUCGCUCUCUCUCUCUCUCAGUUCCUCUCCGCCCGACAGCUGCGCAACUGACACUUUUGAACCUUUUUGUAGAACCCCCCUCUGUCCAGAACGGGAUCGUCUUGAAACUCACCAAACGUUGGCUUACAUGCUGCUCCGACAUGGACUGCCAUAUGCACAGAAGUAGUACAAGCAGCUAACUGCGACAGAAGCACAGACAGCUAAAAGAAACUCGAAAAUGUGUAAAGAUUAUUUUCUUUCGAAAUACCGCCCCAACCCCCCUCCUCCUAUGAACGACUGAAAUUUGAAGGACAGAUCCCGUCAUAAAAAAAAAAAGUACAAAAUCAAAUAAAAGAACGAUUGAGAAUGUUUGCUGAUGUUAUCUCAUGUGUGUAUGAGACAGACUGUAUGGGACUGGUCAGAGCCUGGCUGUGGUUGGGAACCGCUAGCGCUCACAGGAGGGCUGGGCUUCACACUUAUUCCCGGACAAACGGCACUAACCCUGUGUGCUCCUCUUGGGAGCUCGAGGCAGACGCAGCGCGCCAUCACACGAUGUGCUUCUCACUAUCCAACAUCAGACUGCAUUCUUGCUAAUGUCUAAAGUUCAUUUCCAUGGGCAGAGAUCAUUCCGCCUACGAUGUGGGAUUACUAUGGGGGACGGUGGGGAUUCUGAUUUGUGUACAAUCAAAGGGGAUUGGGUGGCUCUCUCAAGAGCAAAUAAAUGUGAUGAAUGUACUGUUUUGUCAAAUUUGUGCAUGACACUGGAACCAGAGAGAACAUUGGAGGAGAUGGAUAUUAGUACAGUUUAUAGGUGGCACUGGUAAACACAUUACUGACUGUGUGGUCUUGAGUAGUGUCAGUCAAUUGUCUCGUAUAGAAAUAGCCAGAUGUAGAAAUUCACUUGCCCUCAGCCGAAAUACCGACCAAACAUCCGUUUGUUGUCAUAGACAUUUUUUGUUAUCCCUGGCGGCCAUUUUGACAUCUGUUGGGUUAGCAUCAUCCCACAGCUGCCCACCAACUUGGCUGACAUUGACCAAUAAGAGGGUACUCUGACAGCAGGGUUACCUAGGUAAUGAGGGGACAUAUGCGCCCUCAGCAGUGGUCAGUGCUGUACGGGCCCAAAAACAGGAUGCAAUGGAGUGCGACCCAUACCACUGCUCACUCUCUGUCACGCACUCCCCCCCCUCUCUCUCUCUCUCUCUUUCUCUCCCUCUCUUUCUCUCUCUCUCUCAUGCACUCCCUCCCUCUCUCUCCGGUCAUGCUGACUGAGAGGUCACGCCCCUCUGCUGACCGACACAGUCCAUUUCCCAGACGUGGUACUCUAAGUGUUAUCCUUCCCACUACACGCUCCAGGCCUGAAGACCUCCAGGGGUAGCCUUGCAUGACAGACAGCAAAGGGGAUGCUUUAAGGCACACCUUCACGAUGUCAAUUAUUUGCAAGUAGUAAAGAGAAAAAAGGAGAGAGGGGGUUGGCAAACAAAGAACACUUGGGAGAAGCUACCGUUUAGUCCUGUCUCAUCUGUUUAACAUGAAGGAGACGUAAAGUGUGAUGGAGACCAAAAAUGGGAACAGGAAUUGGAGUAAAUAUCUGAGAGAAUUAGACCCUUAAAAGGAGAAUUAAUAAUCACUAGCAGCUUUCGUGUGCUAUUCAGAAUUGAAGGGUGAAACACAUAUGAACUGGCAGUGUGUAGAUAAACAAAUGUUUUAUGUGAAUUUGGGCUCAUAAUUAAGGGGUGGCCCAUAUCUUUGAGGUUUUGAUGGUACUGUACUGUAUGUAUUACUUGAUGCGUAAUUCAUAACAGGAUAGACAGAUCCCAUCUUGGCUGUAAACACAAGUCCAACAGGCUUGGUUUUAAUCCAUCCCACCUUACUGGGUAGAAAUCUACCACACACAGCUACAAUGUACGUUAAAGGGAACGAGACAUUAGCUAGUUACUGUUGUUUCUCAUUUUACUACAGUUGUGGGUCUCCUGCUGCAUAUUGAUGAAUGAUUGUGUGUUAUCUGCUGUGCCUGUGUGUGUUGUCUGUUAUUGCAGUCAGAGACUUACUAAACCUCUCUUGCACACACAUUCUCUCUCUCUCUCUUUCUCUGGGGCAAAUCUUUGGGGAAAAAACACUUGGCGCUGUUUUGGUUCCUGUCAAACAUAUUUUCAGGUGAAUUGGUGGCUUUGUGUUCCUAUACUCUUGGACAACAGGGCACUUUGUGUCUGUAAAUUCCCUGUAUGGGUUCAGUGAAUUGCUGUUACCAUGUGGCAGAACCUUGGACACAAACGGACGAACAACAGGCACCGCUGUGCAUCUCUUUUCACAGGUUGCUUUCAUCUCUGUAGGUUAGACAUCUGUAAAACAGCAUCGGUGUACAUUGGUGUGUGAGAAUCUAGGAAUGAGUCCACUAUUGUGAGCCACAUCCUACCAGUACCAAGUCUUAAUCUCAGAUGGGAAACUGCUCCUUCUUUUUACCAGCAUCUCCUCCCCCAUCCUCCUCUCGAACUCUCUCUUCUAUCAUCUGUCUAAUCUGUUCAUCCAUCUCUUUCGCCUCUGUUCUUAUUCUCAUGUUUCUGUACAAAGUGUUUGAAAAUUAUUAUUUGUAUAUUAUGAUGUGAGUAUAAUAAUGUUCUUUGUUAUGGAAAAAGGAAAAAUUUAUUUUUGUUACUGGUUUGUUUCAUAAUUCUUUUUUAAAUUGGUAUUGUAAUAUCUCUAUGCAAGAACUGUUCAGUGAAUCCUUUUUAUUUAAGAAUGUAAUGUGUAGUAAAUUGUAGAAUCAG